Cheilinus undulatus (humphead wrasse) is the source of this 2596-nucleotide messenger RNA. RefSeq names its product tbl1x receptor 1a (gene tbl1xr1a). The transcript is spliced from 16 exons. Gene Ontology annotation, cellular component: histone deacetylase complex. The record is from RefSeq and is a predicted model, not a curated record. Gene Ontology annotation, molecular function: transcription corepressor activity; protein binding. Gene Ontology annotation, biological process: regulation of transcription by RNA polymerase II. Lineage: Eukaryota; Metazoa; Chordata; Actinopteri; Labriformes; Labridae. The coding region runs from base 422 to 1969 and encodes 515 amino acids.
GUUUCAGUCUGAAGCCGUUGGCUGCUACUGAACCGUUUGGCUCUUUUCUCUACUAGCGAGCAAACCUACAAUCUAGACCCAACUGUCCAUCCAGCUCAUUUUUAAGGGGAUUUAUCAUCAUAUAUGCCCGUGUAUCCAAAACACAUCGGUCAUUGGGGAUUCCAAGCACCGGAUGGCCGGGUCUCUGGGCCGUUAUAACGCUUUUUCGAGGUUUAAUUAGAGCUAGAAAACAACGGUGGUGGAGGAGGAGGAGAUUCCAUAUUAGGAGCACAGAGGAGAAGGCACCCCCCUUGUGUGAUUUGGAGCUUUUGGUUCUGAGCUGAUGGUACAAGGCCCUGACUGAACAUAGCGGUGGUGCAUACAGACUUACUACAGUGGCUAGCUGUGUGCGUGCUGACCUCAUGGUGUAACAGGAGUAAAGAUGAGCAUUAGCAGUGAUGAGGUCAACUUCCUGGUCUACAGAUACCUACAGGAGUCAGGGUUCUCCCACUCAGCGUUUACGUUUGGUAUAGAAAGUCACAUCAGCCAGUCAAACAUCAAUGGUGCUCUGGUUCCCCCUGCUGCCCUCAUCAGCAUCAUCCAGAAGGGCCUGCAGUACGUCGAGGCUGAAGUCAGCAUCAAUGAGGACGGCACAUUAUUUGACGGGCGGCCAAUUGAGUCUCUGUCCCUGAUCGAUGCUGUGAUGCCUGAUGUGGUUCAGACGAGGCAGCAGGCCUACCGGGACAAAAUGGCCCAGCAGCAGGCCGCUGCAUCAGCGCCGGCAUCGGCCACUGGAGGAAGUAUCGCCGGAAACGCCAAGAAUGGAGAAAAUACUGCCAAUGGGGAGGAGAACGGAGCCCACGCCUUAGCUAACAACCAUGCAGACCUGAUGGAGGUGGAUGGAGAUGUAGAGAUCCCUCAGAACAAAGCCAUGGUCCUGAGAGGUCACGAGUCAGAAGUCUUCAUCUGUGCCUGGAACCCAGUCAGUGAUCUGCUGGCAUCGGGGUCUGGGGAUUCGACAGCUCGUAUCUGGAACCUGAGUGAGAACAGUACAAGCAGCUCCACACAGCUGGUGCUGAGACACUGCAUACGGGAAGGAGGACAGGAUGUCCCCAGCAACAAAGACGUCACCUCGCUAGACUGGAAUAGCGAGGGCACGCUGUUAGCAACAGGCUCCUAUGACGGCUUUGCCAGAAUAUGGACGAAGGAUGGAAACCUGGCCAGCACACUCGGCCAACACAAAGGUCCAAUCUUUGCACUCAAGUGGAAUAAAAAAGGCAAUUUUAUCCUCAGUGCAGGGGUAGAUAAGACAACAAUCAUUUGGGAUGCCCAUACAGGAGAAGCCAAACAACAAUUUCCCUUCCAUUCGGCUCCAGCACUAGACGUGGACUGGCAGAGCAACAACACAUUCGCCUCCUGUAGUACAGAUAUGUGCAUUCAUGUCUGUAAAUUGGGACAGGAUAGACCCAUUAAAACAUUCCAGGGACAUACAAAUGAAGUAAAUGCAAUCAAGUGGGAUCCAACAGGGAACCUGCUAGCCUCCUGCUCAGACGACAUGACGUUGAAGAUUUGGAGUAUGAAGCAGGACUCCUGUGUCCACGACCUGCAGGCCCACAGUAAAGAAAUCUACACCAUCAAAUGGAGUCCAACUGGCCCUGGAACCAACAAUCCCAGUGCUAAUCUCAUGCUAGCCAGUGCAUCUUUUGACUCCACAGUCCGUCUCUGGGAUGUGGAGAGGGGCAUCUGUAUCCACACGCUGACUAAACACCAGGAGCCGGUCUACAGCGUGGCUUUCAGCCCCGAUGGUCGACAUCUGGCCAGUGGCUCCUUCGACAAAUGUGUGCACAUCUGGAAUACACAGACGGGCGCUUUAGUCCACAGUUACAGAGGGACGGGGGGAAUCUUCGAGGUUUGCUGGAAUGCAGCAGGGGACAAAGUGGGAGCUAGCGCGUCAGACGGAUCUGUGUGUGUACUAGACCUUCGGAAAUAGUGCUGCUGUUUGUUGGAAGCCAUGGACCGACCAUGAAUGUGUACAUAGCCAAAUGACUGUCCCUGCCUGCCCUGCGUACUGCUCACGCUUACGACUAUGGCCCCGCCCACCGACAGACAGGAAGCAGGAAACAGGAACAGGAAGCAAGCACCCGACACAGCAGGUCCAGACACAGGGAUGAACAGAAGGACAGACAGACAGACGGAUGGAUAAACGGGCGGACGGAGGCGCCCCUCUCUAUCUGUGCAGACUCUUACAGAGAUGCAGACGGGACGCCACGGAAAAAAAGAAAAAACUCAUAGACAAAAAAAAAAAAAAGUUACAGAUCCGUAUAUGUACCAAAAUUUGGAAGCUAUUUUGCUUUUUUGAUCUUUAAACCAUGCUCAUCGUCAUCAAAAUGAAAAACAAUGAAAAAAGUGUUGAUCUUUGUUACUAGUUGGAUCUCAUUGUGCAGACAUAUCAACUUCUCCACCAUAAUAUAGGAUGGCACUUAGUUUUUUUAAAUUUCAGAUCUCUUGUUUCAAUGUUUUUAUAUUUUUUAUCUUUGGGGGAGGGGCAGGGGCUGGCCACGUCAGAGUUUUAUUCAUUGGAGAAGAAAAAUACAAACAAACACGCUCAGACAUGCAA